Molecule: messenger RNA, 3836 nt
Organism: Drosophila melanogaster (fruit fly)
Lineage: Eukaryota; Metazoa; Arthropoda; Insecta; Diptera; Drosophilidae
Gene: beat-IIIc
Product: beaten path IIIc
Exons: 7
Coding region: 438-1523 (361 amino acids)
Source: RefSeq, marked reviewed
UUAGUCUAUUUCGACGCGAGCAUUGUAACGGAUCGCAGGUCACGGACGCUUGGAUUAACGGUACUGUUGCCCUGAGUGUCAUCUGUGUGUGAGAGUGCGUGUGACCGGUCAACAAAAAAAUUUAACAACAAAGCAAAGAAACCCCACAAAACCCCCUAAGUCCACCACUCGUGGAUUAGUGGAUUGAAAAGUGCAUAAGUUUAACAGUUGGAAUUUAAAAAAAUCGUUUCCAAGAUGUUUUCAAACGAAAUAUGAUCGAAAGCAGCUGAUAAACAGCGGGAAAACAGCAGUAAAACAAAACCAAGUGAUCGAGAUAAAGGUGUUUAACUUAAUCGGCAUCUUGAAAAGGAAGAAAAAUCAGAGGCUUUCAAAAAAGUCAUAUAAAAUAUCAGAAGGAGCAGGAAGCCAUUCGAAACAUAAAUCCGCCAACAAUCAACAUGUUUGGCCAUCUCAGUUUGCUGGCCGCUCUGUUUUUCAUCGGCACACUGAAAGAUUUCCGCGUUGCUGGGCUGAGACUGACCGAGGUUCGCAUUCCGAUGUACGUGAUUAAGGGUACCGCGGCGCAGUUGGAGUGUCUUUACGAUCUGGAUGGCGAGGCCCUCUACUCCGUGAAAUGGUACAAGGAUGGCAACGAGUUCUACCGCUAUGUGCCGAGGGAUAUGCCGCCUGCCCAAACGUUCCUGCUGCCUGGUGUUAACGUCGAUUUACACAACUCGAGCGACGCGAUUGUUACGCUGCGCAACGUCAAUCUGCAGUCGGCGGGCCGCUUCCGGUGCGAAGUUUCUGGUGAGGCACCCUCCUUCCAAACGGUCACCGAGCACGGCGACAUGAUUGUUGCGUAUCUUCCGGACGAAGGAUCACCGAAAAUCAGCGGUGGACGACCGCGUUACCAAAUCGGAGACUAUGUUCGGGUUAAUUGCACCGCAGGACGUUCCAAGCCUGCUGUGAAACUAUCCUGGCAAGUGAAUGGAGAGCCAGUUGAGCAGCAGAAACUCCGCAAAUACGACACAAUUGUAUCGGGACGAGAUGGUCUAGAAACUUCUGUGCUGGGCCUUCAAUUCCGGGUGGAACAGAAACACUUUCGCAAAGGCAACAUGAAACUAAAGUGCAUAGCCGAAUUGUCGACCGUGUACUGGAGGUGCAACGAGGAGUCCGUGGAGGGCGACCGGCCGCAGAAGGCGCCGGUGCUCGAGUCCCGGGAAACGGUCUACGCCAGCAACUCACGCGCCGAUCCCGUCCAAGCCAGUUCCACGGCUUCAGCGCCCUCCACACCAAUCACGCCACUCGUCCUCCUUCCGGUGGCGCUGGCGGUGAUGGUGAUGGCAACCCUGGCGCAGGGAAUCACGAGAGAUAUAGAUACAGAUAAAAUAUCCAUGGAUCGGACAGCGCCUGGAGGGAUUGGGAUAACGAAAGAAACUCAGCAGGCGAGAGAGUUGCUGGCUGGCCGCAAGGAGGAAAAUCGCAGGACGAGUCACGGAAAAUCCGCAACGCAGCUGGAGAAAAUUGCAUUGACUGCACGGUAGCUGCAUUAAGCCACAAGGCGGCUAUUUCCCUCCACAACACACACUUUUCACCGAUUUUUCCGUCUUCGCUUUGCAUAGAAAAUAAAGAAACUCACUGAGAAUCAAAAACAGGAAAUGAACAAAAAAAAAAAAAAAAAAAGUAAUUCAAGCAAAACGAAAGAAAUGCAGCUAAUUUCUUUAUGCCGUUAACAAAAGCUUUCAUGAAUUUAAUUUGAAACAAACCCUAUCUAGAGAAUAAAUUACAUUUACUUGUCUGAGAAUGAGAAAAAUUGUAUAUGAAAAAGCGUGCUAAUGUUUUAACUCUCUUAGGAAUGUUAAAGCCUGUGUCGAAUGAAAAAUCCAACUGUAAAUAGUUAAUGUUUAAUAUAUAUAUUUAUGUAUCUGUAUUGUAUGUUAUUAAUGGUUAAGCUCAUUCACACACAAAACAGAAUUUAAAUAUCACACGAAAGGAACAGAGCAAAAGUGAAUGGAAAAUCCUUCCAUAAAAGUUGGUCAAGGCAAAAUACGAGUUUAACAGAAUAUAAAAAUAUGAGUAACCAUAAAUUAAUAUGUAGGAAAAAUAUCGUUAAGAUUGUUUUAGCUAAGCGAUGAUGAAGGGGAAUUUUAAGCAAAACACAUGGUGAAUAUUUUGUGAAGUAUACAGUGCGUUACGAAAGUAUGUGAACUUCAUUUGGCAUGUCUGAAUAAUAUGGAAACAAAUAAAUUGUUAAUAUAAACUUAUAUACCAAUUAAAUUAAAUUUUUGAUAUCUGACCGUAUGUUUAGUGUAUGAUAAAAUAAUUUCAACGCGCUAUACUUUCGUUACGCAGUGUAUAACUGUCACUCGAAUUCAACCGAAACAACCUAAAUGUCUUCUUUGAUUAGAUGAUUUGUCUAUAAAAUUUCGUUGUUCGUUGAGCAUGCAUUAAACAAUGUAAAAUUGUAAUUAGAUAAACGUAAUGAAUGCUACCGAUAAGGAAUCACAAAAAAACAAACCAAAAAGCACUUAAUUUUAAAUUAAACAAAAAAAUUAAAGAAAAGAGAGAAAAACUAAUCAAAGUUAGGAAUUACAACUUGGUGACUGUUGGAAAAGUCUUAAAACUAACAAAAACAUAUCGUACAUUUAUAUGAAUUGCCAAAGUCUUAAUGGGUAUUAACUAAAACGCGUGCGUGCUUCUGUGUGUGUUUGAUCCUUUUUGAAAAUAAAACUAAUAACAUUCCGGGUUCGACUUAGCCAUCAUCCAGAGGAAAUGUAAACCGUUUAGUUAGCCAAAUAUUAAAAACAAUAGCAAGAGUCAAAGGAGCAUGAGUAAUGAACGCAAAUUUAAACAAUAGCAAACUGAUUGUGAUGAAGCCUUAAAAACAUAGUUGAACUCAAUUCGUAAGUGAAAUUAAGUGAAAUGAAACGAAAUCAAAUGAAAUGAAAUGAAAUGUAUUGGAUUUUAUUGUGUAAAUAUAAAGGCGAUUUGUCCAUGGAAUCCAUACUUUUUUGCCCUUUGAUGUCCAUAAAUUCUGUGUGUAAAUAUGAUUACGAGCUAACUAAAUUAGAGUUAAGACGUCAGCAGCAGCAACACAAAAUCAUGGAACGAAAGAAAACAAAAGCCAGAGCCAAUUUUAAUUAUAAGCGAAAAACAAAAGAUAAAAAUAUAUAAAUUACACAUUUAAAUAUCGAUGAGCGAACAUUCAAAUGGUAAUUGAGUACAAUUGUGGGGGCCUGCAUUGGUGAAUGUGUGUGCGAAUGGGGAUUAAAAUAUAGAUAUAGUAUACAUUAAACACACAUAUACAGAAUCUGCAUUGUUGUCAACUGUAACUGAUUUUUAAAUCUUAUUUAAUAUCGAUGCCAUUAAUAGCAAUUAACAAGAAAACUACUAAGCAUAAAAAAGAUGAAAACAAUGCAAAAGUACUAAAAAAAAAAACUAUAAAUUGCAUUAACGUUAAUUCGAAACACAAAAAAAAAAAAAUAAAUGUGUGGUAAUUGUAAGUGUAAAUUAUUUGUGUAUUUAAAUAACAACUUUUAGAUGUAUUAAAAGGCAAGAAAAUAAAAAGCAAAAUGCAUUCAACUCUAUACGAUAAACUCUAUGUGAAACCGUAAACAAUUCAAACCUUAAAGCUGCCAUGUAAGCAAAUAGGAAUUAUUUACAACUCAACUCAAAUCAAAUGCCAUAAAGUAACUUCAACUGAAUUUAAAUGCCAGACAAAGGGCAGACGUCUCUGUAAAUAUCUUUAAGCCUCAUUCAAUUUGCGAAAUUACUCGCAUGCGAUCAAAAACUGAACGAAGAAUUGUGAAGUAAACGAGUGGAAAUUCAUUAAUAAAACAUAUUUGUUUCAAAAUCAC